This is a messenger RNA of Rhipicephalus microplus (southern cattle tick), 3817 nucleotides long. Its product is annotated as mitochondrial inner membrane protein Mpv17. Gene Ontology annotation, cellular component: mitochondrion; cytoplasm; membrane. The record is from RefSeq and is a predicted model, not a curated record. Gene Ontology annotation, biological process: regulation of mitochondrial DNA metabolic process. Gene Ontology annotation, molecular function: channel activity. Lineage: Eukaryota; Metazoa; Arthropoda; Arachnida; Ixodida; Ixodidae.
AGUCAAAACUGCCGCUGUCCGUUUUGCUGAUAAGCACCGCGUCUUCUCCUUCUUUGGUAUCAGAGGAAGACUCAAGAUUUUUAUCAGUCCUCCCGCUGUCCCUACUGCAUUACACAUUGCAGCUAACGCGGUAGAUGGGAGACGAACCAUUCUGACGGACCCUCGUCCGCACGAGGAUUGAGAUUCCGCACUAGCGUUACGACAGCUUCAAAAAUGCGGCAGGCAUGGAACCUCUACACGCGUGUGAUGCGCGAUCACCCAGUGAAGACCCAACUUAUCACCACGGCUACCGUCAUGCUGUCGGGCGACCUGAUCGCCCAGAAAGUGCUCGAACGACGGUCGGAUAUCGAUGUGCCACGAGCGGCGAGGUUCUUCGUCAUGGGCGUGGCAUUCGUUGGUCCCGCUCUCCGUGUCUGGUACCUUGCACUCGAACGCAUCGUCGGCAGCGGGGGCGGGCGAGCGAUGGUCAUCAAAAAGGUGUUCCUCGACCAAGCCGUGUUCACUCCGGUGUUCCUACCGAGCUUUCUGGUGACUCUCGGUGCGCUCCAGCAACGCUCAUGGGACAGCAUUAAGGACACCUUGCGAGCCGACUACCUGCCCAUCCUGAAGGCAAAUUACAUGCUCUGGCCCGCGGCACAGCUUAUCAACUUUAGCUUGGUUCCUCUUAAUUACCGAGUGCCAUUUGCAAGCUGUGUGGCACUCGUCUGGAACACUUACUUGGCUUGGAAGGCCAACAGGAUGCAGCUGGCGUAACCGCAGCAUCACCCUUGAAGUACACCGACUUGGUGGCUGACGGUCCAAGAAUUAUCUUGAGAUUUCUACAAGUUCUUACCAUCUAGAUCAAAGCCAGUUCUCCUACAUAAGCCGAGUUGACAUGGUGUCACUGAAAAUCAUAUAUGAUUUUUAAACACAGCCAUUUAUAUUGCACUUUGCUGCAUGUGCUUCGCUAAAGCUGCAUUCACACGACAGGUGAAAUCGUCGUACAAGCCUGCAGAUUGCACACUAUGUCGCCAUACAUCUGCCGUUCCCGCUUCGGUCCGUGCAGGAGCGAUUCGUGAAACAACGGAGGUCCAAAUCACAGUUGAGAUCCUCUGGGUAGCAAUGCCGAAAUCCUCUCUUGCAGUGUGAGUUCCAGUCCUGCAGUGUGAGUGCUGGCUUCGAAAGGAUCAGAAUUCGUCACAUGCCAUCCGACUGAUUCGUGCGUGAUCACAUCCGUCAUGUGAAUACAGCCCUAUGGGCAAAUGGAAGUAGCUCUCUUGAGGCACACUUGCGACCACCACAACAUUCGUGCCAAGAAUUUUGUGCUGAGCAACAGACUCUGUAUUAGCUGUUUGUUUCAAAUUGUGAGCGUGACGUUACAAUUUUUCUAACGAACAGCUAUAAGUAUUUUGUUUCUUAUUUAGUAGACAAAGACUGCCGAAACUACCCAUGUCAUGUAGACUUCAGAGUAUUUAGCCAUGCAUUUUUGUGAGGUUGAUAUCAAUUUGCAUACCCUCUACACACCAUGUUGUAUAUUGCAACAAGAACAUGUCGGAGUGAGUUUGAGCCAAAUCGUGCAUUACAUGCACACUGUCGCGAUGCAAUGUGUUACGUUCUCGUAUUGAAUGCAAGCAUUGCAUUGUGGUUGCUUGUCGCAAAAGUGAGUCAGCCUGCGGAGUCGGUUGCUGAUGUGUCGACGUGGAGUGCCCUCCAUGUAGUUAUGUCUAAGUAUAUCAUAACUUGUGGCAAAAGUGCAAUUACAAACAUUACGUUAAAAGUGCUGUGGUUCGGGAGAGUUGGUUUUCCAUGAACUUAGCAUGUAUUAGCAUGGCACAUAUGAAAAGAAAGAAAAAAGAUGACACACACGUCAAGAAAGGUAGGCGCUACCGUUUAGUGCCUGCCUUUCUUGACGUGUGUGUCAUAUUUUUUCUUUCUUUUCAUAUGUGCUGCGCUGAUACAAACUAAAUUGCAUCAAACUGUGUAACAUGCAUCUAUGUUCGAUAUGGCAUGCACUACAGUUGAUUCUGGAUAUAUCGAACUCGAAGGGAAUUGCAAAAUAGUUCCAUAUAUAGAUAAUUCCAAAUACAAAACAUGCAUAUUUAAGGCCUAAAUUAUGGCAUUUCAGGCCUGGGAAAUCGUUACACAAGUGCUCACAUAACAGUUCACUCACAGUAUAAUGAAGAACGUGGAGUAAACUGCAAGUUACCGCAAUUCAUUUAGUAUAAAAACGGUUCUUAAACUUGUCUUGCUUCUUGCGCGCCGUGAAGUUACAGCCCUUCUCAUUAUCAUUGAAGCUUUCCAAAUAAGCGAAUUUAGCUCCUUCGGCCUCAACAGCGUUGAAUGAGGCAAAAUGCUUUGUAGCAUGGCAAAAGGUUGGUUAGUAGCGGCAGUGAUGACGUUGGCAUAUUCACAACCGCACAGGCACACUUCCGUGGCACCAGACAUGGCAGCGAUGAUCUUUCCAUCGAUGCAGUCAGAAACGGCCACAUCGUCAUCUGCACCGGUAAGUCGCUCACUGUCCAAGAUGGAGGCCAGAAACACUGAUAAGUCACAAAAUGCACCGAGGCACCAUACGCCAACGGUCAUGACGCACCCGAAGUCGUCACCUGGCCCGCAAGGAAAGUUUUUGACUGUGCUUUACUUGACGUCGCUUCAAGCACCAGUCAUAAUUUUUAUCGCUAUAUGAGGGUAAAUGUUCAGUUCAACUCCCGAAUGAGUAUUUAUCAGGAACAAGGCGAGAAGUUCACAAGCCCAAAAAGGGCAAAAGACAAUGUCACGUUUCCACAGUCGACAUGUUGAUAUCAAUGUCACUCCACUGCUUUCAGCUACUUUGAUACAAAAAGCUAGAAAAAGCGCAGCCUCCAAGCUGUGCGUUUUAAAACCGAGAACACCAAAAAUACCCCACGAGGUUGCACAUCUCAAAGGCCAUGCUUUUUCAGGCUCGUGUGCCACUGUACGCCAACAAGCAAGGAAUGGAAUUUGAACAUUGCAAUGAGAUUGCCGAGUCACUUCGCAUUCUCAUUUGGUGUCAUCGACAAUCGGUUUUUGUGAAAAACACUAUGCCCCUUUUAAGACCUGCAGAUCGAACAUCAAACAUACUGGUCCACACAAGAAAGCAGAUCAGCGCGAUGAAAUAAUACCGCCUUUUCGUCACCUGUGCACUCAAAAGGAUUAAAGCUUGUUGGAACUUGGCCGAAAAUUGAUCAAUAUUUGCUAGAAAAAAUGCAAUUUCUGGCCCUUGGCACGGUGUAGCAUUCAAUAUAGCGGAUGUCCCACUGUGCGAGAGCAGGGUAUACGGGUGCACCAGUCCCAUGCAUUUGCAUGGAAAAUUCAAGCAGAUUUCUAAACUGUUAUAUAUAGCCAAUAAUUCGAUAUAUCCGAGUUUGAUAUAUCCAGGAGUGACUGUAUUCGGUUUCAAGCUCAGAAAGUCAGAGUACCUUUGCAGCAUUGCUUGCUAUGUAUGUACGAAAUGGAGUACGCGUUUUAUUACUCUCGUACUGUUUCGGCUACCCCGUGGCACACAUCAUUGCUGUAGUGUGCAAUAAGGAAUUUUGGUGUUCCAUCAUGCCCAGCCAUGAUUACGAUGCUCUAAGUGUCUUGCAGCAAAAUAGAUUGUGCCUAUGAAAUACCUUUCACUUGAGAAACGUAGUGUUUGCCACUGGAUCCUGAAGACACCUCAACUGUAGUGUGCCAAAACUGUUGCAUAUCAAAUCAUAUUGCACCGUACACUGUGUUUGCAGCAGUGCAUCACAAUCUUGUGGACCAUUCAGAGCUGCUCUGCUGCGUGUUAAGCUUAAAAUAAUAUAGAAUAGCUAAAUAAAUGAUUCUACUUUAUUUU